CUUCUCUGACAGGAAAAGAUUACCAUGGAGAAGUUGGCCGUCCUUCUGCUUCUGAGUGCUGCCAUUGCACUGGGCGACGCAAACCUGACCCAGCUGCUUGGUUUAGAACCCUUACUGAAGACUGAGGUGGAACAGACUCCUCCUGUCGGGGCUCAGGUAGCAGCAGUACAGCAGGGGACAAAGGAAAUGUCAUGUCCCUCAGACUGGCACCCAUAUGGAUCACGCUGUUUCAGGUUUGUCAGCAUUCCGCAGUCAUGGUCAGAUUCUGAGCAAAACUGUUUGGCACUUGGUGGAAACCUAGCAUCCGUGAAUAACCUUUUAGAGUACCAGUUCAUGCAAGCACUAACAAAGAAUACCAAUGGCCACUUACCUGAUACCUGGAUUGGAGGUUUUGAUGCAGUCAAGGAGGGCUUAUGGAUGUGGUCAGAUGGGUCCAGAUUUGACUACACUAACUGGAACAUUGGUCAGCCCAAUAACGCUGGAGAAGGAGAGGACUGUCUGCAGAUGAACGCUGCAAGUGAGAAGCUCCGGUUCGACGUGCCCUGUGAGUGGAAGUUUACAUCUCUCUGUUCCAGAAGAAUUUAGGCUAGGAAAUGACCCAUCUACUUCACCUCUCACCUCCAGGGGUCAACAGUCUACACUUCAAUACUCAAACCAAGAUCUGUCACUCAUAGCAGCUCACCAUUACCUAAACUUGUGAUGAAACUGUGUGAUGAUGCUAAUCCUGCUUUUGAAAUUAAAGAUAAAUGACUGAA
This is a messenger RNA of Oncorhynchus gorbuscha (pink salmon), 755 nucleotides long. RefSeq names its product ladderlectin-like. The transcript has 2 exons. The coding region runs from base 25 to 585 and encodes 186 amino acids. Gene Ontology annotation, molecular function: signaling receptor activity. The record is from RefSeq and is a predicted model, not a curated record. NCBI's taxonomy places the organism in Eukaryota, Metazoa, Chordata, Actinopteri, Salmoniformes, Salmonidae.